Messenger RNA from Linum trigynum, 297 nucleotides. The record is from the annotation of a GenBank genome assembly. Lineage: Eukaryota; Viridiplantae; Streptophyta; Magnoliopsida; Malpighiales; Linaceae.
AUGCAGAUCCUUCCUCGUCGCGUCGCACCCGUCCAGAUCCCUUCCUCGCCGCGUCGCCUCGCGCAGCCGCCUCGCCCAGAUCUCGUCCUCAUCGCGUCGCCUCGCGCAGCUGCCUCCAUCCUUCCUCUUUCCCGUCCAUCCGUCGUCGCCGUCCCCGAGCAGAAGGAAAAGAAAAAUGAGAGAGGAGAGAAGAAGGGUCUUGGAGAUGGAGGGCCCCCGAGCAGAAGGAAAAGAAAAGUGAGAGAGGAGAGAAGAAGGGUCUUGGUUGGAGAUGGAGAGUUAGGCUUAGGCAGUUAG